AUGAAGUAUACUGCCAUUGCUCUCGCCGCCCUCGCCUCCGUGGCCAUGGCUCAACCCUCCGCUCGCACUGCCCGCGGCGGUCCCCUCUUCCCCGCCCCGGCCGGUAUGACCGUCUCCCAGGGCCAGGACACUUGCGGUGACCAGGCCUCCCUGUCCUGCUGCAACCAGGCCAACUACGCCGGCGACACCACCACUUACAACGAUGGCAUUCUCUCCGGCUUGCUAGGUAACCUGCUCGGCGCGGGCUCUGGCUCCGAGGGUCUCGGCUUGGCUGAUCAAUGCUCCAAGGUUGAUCUUGAGGCCCUUGACCUCCUCGGUCUGAACGACCUGCUCAACACUCAGUGCGAGCAAAACGUUGCUUGUUGCCAAGAUAGUGGUGCCAGUGCGGACGGAAGUCUCGUCGGCGUGGCUCUUCCUUGCAUUGCUCUGGGAUCUUUGCUGUAA
Molecule: messenger RNA, 444 nt
Organism: Aspergillus sclerotioniger CBS 115572
Lineage: Eukaryota; Fungi; Ascomycota; Eurotiomycetes; Eurotiales; Aspergillaceae
Product: fungal hydrophobin
Exons: 3
Coding region: 1-444 (147 amino acids)
Cellular component (GO): fungal-type cell wall
Molecular function (GO): structural constituent of cell wall
Source: RefSeq, a predicted model, not a curated record